AUGUCCGAUUCGAACAGCGUUGAUCGCACUCUGUCAAGCGACAUCACAUCCAGCGAAUUCUCUUUUGGCGACUACACAUCGAUCGCAAGUUCGACAAGCAUCCGGGCAGCGGCUGACUCCUCCGAAUUUUCGGUACAGAAUGAUGCUGGACACGCCCACAUCUUCAUCGAACGUCCCACUUUCCUUACCGACACGCGAAUCGAAAACCCCGCGAUCGCUGAGAUCGAGCAUCUCCGCCAACGAUUUCGCCAGAUGAUCAUGGAGGGAAACAGUCCUGCGAGCACUCCGAACCCGAGUGACUUGCUCAAGGCGCUUGGCAGUCGCGAUGAUCCCGUGCGCAAGAUGGCGGCUUUCAAGCUGCAGAGUCUCAUUAACGACCCUUCGUUCGCUGAGAUGUUCGUGUCGUCAGGUGGCCUGCCAAAAUUGCGGCUACUUGUCCUAGAGAGCAGCGGUAAUACAUUAGCGUACGGACUGGCUAGCUUUGCGCGAUUGCUGGACGUGGACCAGGGAUGGGAGGCCGUCGACAAUGCUGUGGUCGAGAAAGUCAUGGAACUUGUGGUCUGCCAGCCGCUUGUCAAUAUCCUGCGAGGUGCUAUGGCUAUCCUAGUGGCUGUCGUCUCGCGACCCUACAAUGAGGAGCAGAACGGAGAGAGCGACCACAGUAAAAAGCAAGUAGGAGGAUUCGCAGCGCUCAAGCCGGCUCUUGCUACUUACCCACAGUUCCUUGAGAUGCUGGUCAGCAGGUUGUCUUCCGCUGACCACGCUCUUUGUGCAAAUGCCCUUCAGCUCAUCAACUCACUCAUGCGUGAUGCCAUCACGAAUGAUGCUGAGACCGAAUGGCCAAAGUUCAUCAAGAGGAUUCAGGAUCUUGGCGUUAUCAAGGCUGUCUACCUGCUUAUGAAAGGCACGGCCCUGCAAGAUCUCUCGCAUCCAUUGCUCGAAUUCCAAGCAUUGACCAAGAUCCUCCUCCGUCGCUGGAGAGAUGUCCCAGUCGACCUUCAAAAGCCCGAACAUCGCCGGACUAUCAAAGCGAUCCAUCUCUCGAGCAAUCCCGAAAAGAGCAAACCUAGCGAUGCAGGCUCGGGUGAAGAAGAACCACGAAAAGGCCAUCAUCCGUUCAAGUGGCGGCGCUUAGGCUUCACAUCCGAGCAACCAGAGAAUGACUUUGAGGCCACGGGAUUCUUGGGCCUAAUGGACCUGAGUGACUGGAUCCGACGCAGUCAAGAAGAGUUCCAGCACUAUCUCCUGGAGCAAGCACUCGCGCCAGAAGACAGUCGCGCUCCGCUGGCACAAGUCAGUCUAACAAUGACACAGGUCCUGUUCGAGCAUUUUGAGGUCGAUAGGAAUGAAGAGGAGGAGUCAAAGAACUACCUCGCUCUCGAAAGCCGGUCACAGAACAACGAGAAGAUAUUCAAGCCGUUGCUUUUGCAUUGGAGUCGACUUCAUGUCGCCGGUCUGUACGCCUUUCUUCGGCUCUGGAAAGCCGCAGGAGCCAACACUGGUGAUUUCACGAAGAUCGCUGACCUUGUUCGCAUUCUGAUCGAGAGCGUUGUCGGUGGCGCUGAUCGCAGCAAAAGUAUUGAAGAGAUCGAGAAAGAAAUGGCUGCAACAGACUUGAAGAGCCUGCGUCAACUCCAGAUGGAGAUUAUGGACUUACAAUUCGACGAUAUUUGGGGUCACCAUCUACAGCCGUCCAAGGAUGAGCUCUUAAACGAGGCCACUCAGUUGCUGUGCGAACAGCGAAUACGUUGCAUGCUGGCUGGCCAGUGGUUCCCUAUUGACCUAGAAUAUCCCGACCACGAGAACGGCGGUCCGGUCCAGCAAGACAACCUACAUGCACAUUCCACAUACUGGCGGUUCAUCAGACUGGCGGCCGAUCGUCGCUACCUGCACUGGGGCGACUUUGAAGCUCGCGAGGACCCGUGGCCUACCGUUGACCAGCUUUCCGACAAAGUCGACACCACAAUCAUUACCUCAGUGACCUCUGGCAUUGGCGAAGUAGGCGACGACAAUUCUGAUGACGAUGGCGCAACAAAAGAAGGGACAAUCAAUCGUGUUCUCAUCAACGGCAUCCUCCCUUCAUCGCGUGGGAAGGAUUCUGGCCAUGCGCGUAACGUGUCGAAAGUAUCAAAGACUUCGAAGCAUUCGAAUCGUCAGACUGAGCGUGAGACGGUCUUGUUGUCGUUCAUGCCGACGAGCAAACAGGUCGCUUCCGAAUGGGUUGAUGGUUUGCUGUUCGUCCUCAGCCAGCAAGCUAUCACUGCGCCGACCAAUAAAUACAUCAACCUCAUUGCUGAUAUGGCGUUGAAGACUCGGCUGCUCAAUCUACGAUACAAUGAGGAGGACGGCAUGAUCGGCGGUAUGCAGGGAACGGAGAUGCCGGAGAUUCCGAGUCGAGAGGGUCUCGACGAGAAUUAUUACUAUCAAAUUUGA
This is a messenger RNA of Cyphellophora attinorum, 2433 nucleotides long. Its product is annotated as Engulfment and cell motility protein 2. Gene Ontology annotation, biological process: cell motility; actin filament organization. NCBI's taxonomy places the organism in Eukaryota, Fungi, Ascomycota, Eurotiomycetes, Chaetothyriales, Cyphellophoraceae. The transcript is spliced from 2 exons. The record is from RefSeq and is a predicted model, not a curated record. The coding region runs from base 1 to 2433 and encodes 810 amino acids. Gene Ontology annotation, cellular component: plasma membrane.